CCACUAGCUCUCGCUCAAGGUGCAUUCUCAUUGGAGUUGUUCCACAGCGUGCUGAAUCAGUUUGCUCCAAAGUCCAAUGCCUUCUUAGCAGACCGAAUGCAAGAGAGGACGUGGCUCGCUGUGCUCCACUUCAAUGAGAAUGCUACACAGCACCAAGCACUCACUCAGGAUGGAGAGCAGCAUUGGAAAAUUAAAUCCUCCAAGGCGAGGCGAGGCCACUGCACUGUGACCACAGUGAAAGAGGAUCCAAGCUACGGCUACAUUGAUGACCUGAUGCAAGAUGUCCUGGAGCGCUGCGAAAAUUUAUUGUAUAAGGAGAACUUUUUGAGCUGUGAGCAGUCUCCACCAUGCCACAUGUCGCACGGUUUUGAAAGACCUUCAAAGCAGGAGCUCAUCGAACAAAGGCGCACCCGCUUCCCCACGGCAUCAAUACAAAGCAAUGGCUCCUAG
Messenger RNA from Dermacentor andersoni, 450 nucleotides. Lineage: Eukaryota; Metazoa; Arthropoda; Arachnida; Ixodida; Ixodidae. The record is from RefSeq and is a predicted model, not a curated record.